AUGGCGGAGACCACAGAGAAGAUCACGCUCUUUCCUAGCCAGGUCGUGCAUGCGGAGAAACUGAUCAGGGUGCUGGAGAGGAGCCCUUAUGCGCUAGACUUUUCGCAGAUGGGGCUGGGCAAGACUUACACCGGCUCGCACAUAGCCCUCACCAUGGGGUUCCAACAUGUGAUCCUCGUCGCUCCCGUCAGCGUACAACCAAAGUGGAACGAUAUGCGCGUGCGUUACGGGGUGCCCAUAACAGAGAAUAUCAGCUUCUGCAGCAUCCGUUCCGUCAGGAAUAAACAGCCUUCGCACGGGCUCCUCUCCAGGAGAGAUUACAAGGUAGAGAUCAGGAAGAACAACGAGGUGCGGGAGAUUUCAAAGACGGACUUUAGGGUCACGGACAAGUUCCGCGAGUUCGUACGAGAGGGCGCCCUCCUCUUGGUAGACGAAGAUACAGUUCAUCAAGAACGUCACGGCGCAGACCUCCGCGUGCCAAGCUCUCGUGCGGACCAUCGUAGGAUUCCUUCCGAGCAAGGGGGGCGGUCGCGGGUCCUCAUGUUGUCCGGCAGCCCCUUGGACAAGGAGGAACAGGUGGCCACGCUCUUCCGCACCCUCAACCUCAUGCAGGGGAACGAGCUGUGCCGCUACAACAUCGGGACGCGCACCAUGGAGUGCACCGGGAUCACCGACAUCAUCGAACAUUGCAAGAGGAUAGACCUGGAGGGGACCGAGAAGAUACUGAGGAUGAAACAUCGCUGGUGGUUCCUGAACGAGUACAACAUGCGGCGGCUCUGCUACCUCCUCUUCCAGGACGUCUUCAAGCGGCACCUGGCGUCCGCGAUGCCCCCCACGCGCUCGAAUGCGACCCUGUACAAGUACAACGGGUUCUACGACGUGAAGAACGAGAGCGACAGGAACGGCCUCACGGAAGGUGUGCGGGCGCUGCAGGAAGCCGUGAGAUAUGAUGCAGGGACGGGGAGGGUGUCCUACGAGAAUGCGAAUUUCGGCGACCUCACGAGAGCGUUGGUGCAGAUCGAGGAGGCCAAAGUCAGCACCUUCCUGAGGAUCGCACGAGACCUGCUGAUGAGCGACGAGGACCGCAAGCUGGUGAUCUGCUUGAACUACAGGAGCAGCAUCCGGAAGCUGAAAGCGGCCCUCUCCUGGUGGGAUCCGCUGGUACUGGACGGGACAGUCUCGAAGCGGAAGCGCAAGGAGAUCAUAGAUGCAUUCCAGGCUCCCACGCACUACAGGCGCGUGUUGAUUGGGAACGUCUCCGUCUGCUCUACCGGGAUAGACCUUGACGACAAGCACGGGAGCUUUCCGCGAACGGCACUCGUGAGCCCUAACUACAGCACGAUCACGCUGUACCAGCUCUGCCACAGGUUCCAGCGGCUGGACACCAAGUCGGACGCCUCCGUCAAGAUGGUCUACGCGAAGCACUGCCAGGAGCUGUCGGUGCUCAACGCGCUCGCGCGCAAGGGCGGGGUCAUGAAGCAGACGACGAGAGAGCAGGUGGAGGCGGGGGUGCUUUUCCCGGGGGACUUUCCGAGAUGGGACGAGGAGCUGGUCCUCGGACGGCAACCGGCGGACCUCAUAGAUGCAUUCAUGAAGAAGAGAGAGGAGAGACUCGUGCCGAGAGCGGCCAAGCUGAUAUCGAGGGCAUAUAGGGAGUACUUGUAUCGCCCGGACGGUCCCAUGUACCGAAUCACCAUUCGAGAUCUCAUGGAUGCAUACGAGAAGUUGCAGGAGUGGACCGAAGUGCGUGAAUACGUCAAGGAGGACCCUGGACAUAGAUCUCUGAUGGAUGCUUGUAGACAUUUCUACGAGAAGGAGUGGAAGGUGUCUCAACAGUCUGAAUCAGCCGCUACCUGA
This is a messenger RNA of Klebsormidium nitens, 1857 nucleotides long. The record is from the annotation of a GenBank genome assembly. NCBI's taxonomy places the organism in Eukaryota, Viridiplantae, Streptophyta, Klebsormidiophyceae, Klebsormidiales, Klebsormidiaceae.